AUGAAGAAAAGAAAUAUAGAUUAUAACAAGUUUAUUGUUGGAACAGAUGGCGAAGAGACACAAAAGUUGCUGGUUAAUAAAAUUUUAUUUGAGUUUUGUUGUAAGUUGUUGAACAUUUCGUACUCGAAUCAGAUAUCUGUUCUAGAGGAUGAAGCUGCAAUAUUUUUUGAUUCUUGUGAUGGUAGAACAGACAUUGUGGAUCUUCAUGAAGUAAAGUGUCUUCGUCUCUUGAUUAACUUUUGUGAAACAAAUGAAGACAGACGAUUUCCUUUCUCAGAAGAUGAAGGCUUUAAGUUGUGCUUUUCUGCAACAAUUUAUCUAUGCAAGCAGGGCGGUGCGCAGGGCUCCGUCAAAUUCGCCCAAUUUAGAAGGGUCAAUGUGUUUAGAUGUACGCAGGAAGUACAUCAAUUUGGGCAAACUGAGGGCAUUGCGGAUAAUAGUCAAGGCAUCAUGGGCCGAAAGACAGGAAACACGACCCAGGGCGAAUUUAAGCUCAGAGAGCUUUUAGCUGAUGAACUAGAGUUAGUUUUUUCUCACUUUUUGCUGAUGAAGAAAAGAAAUAUAGAUUAUAACAAGUUUAUUGUUGGAACAGAUGGCGAAGAGACACAAAAGUUGCUGGUUAAUAAAAUUUUAUUUGAGUUUUGUUGUAAGUUGUUGAACAUUUCGUACUCGAAUCAGAUAUCUGUUCUAGAGGAUGAAGCUGCAAUAUUUUUUGAUUCUUGUGAUGGUAGAACAGACAUUGUGGAUCUUCAUGAAGUAAAGUGUCUUCGUCUCUUGAUUAACUUUUGUGAAACAAAUGAAGACAGACGGUAA
Messenger RNA from Helobdella robusta, 813 nucleotides. RefSeq lists its product as hypothetical. Lineage: Eukaryota; Metazoa; Annelida; Clitellata; Rhynchobdellida; Glossiphoniidae. The transcript has 4 exons. Bases 1 to 813 code for a protein of 270 amino acids. The record is from RefSeq and is a predicted model, not a curated record.